AGAGUAGAAUACAUUUUUAUUAUACACUUUUUAAAAAAAAUUCCUUUCCAGUGGCUAGGUGGGAACCGAGGCAGAGGCCUAGGGCAUGGGAGAUAACGUGAACUGGCGAAUAGGAAUUUCUGCCCAAAUUGGAGAUAUGGAUGAAGAUCGAUUAAUUGAAGAAGUCUUGGAUAAGUUUGUUAAUUGUCAUCAGCAAACAUAUGAAGAAUUUCUGAGCACUUUUACUCAUCUUUCAAAAGAUCUGCUGCUGCUUCCAGGAGAAGUGGAGCCGACUGUAAACACCAGUGCUCUUCCUUGCACACCUGCCAAGGCCUGGCCUCUCACCCAUGAAGUGAAGCCAAAGCCCACCGUGAAAAGGAGCAAAGGGCAGGAGGAAGAGAUACUUGGAGAUGAAGUUCAACCCUUCUCACUUGAUGAAGAAUUUGAUUAUGACAAUGUGACACUCACCCCCAAGUUCAGUCUUGUGGAGUUAGAGGCCAUCAAAGAGCUAUCCAAGCAAAAGAGGAAGAAUGCUAACAUGGAUUUAGAGGACCCCUGUGAGUGAUUCACUGAGGCGUUUUUGUGCUUUUUAUUUGUUCUUAUUCAAGCAACACUGAAAUAAAGAUAAACCUAUUAAAAAAAAAUUGCUUUCCAUAGAAAACAUUUUCAUAUUAGAGAUUCCUGGUGGGAAAAUUUAUUACUCAUAGUUUUAAAUCUGUGAACAGAUUAUUUUAGAACAAGUAAAACAUAUUUGAAUAUUAAAUCUCAGUUUAUUUAUUUUAUUAUUACUUAUUUAUUCAAGUCAGGGUCUCACUCUGUCUCCCAGGCUGGAGUACAGCG
This is a messenger RNA of Carlito syrichta (Philippine tarsier), 819 nucleotides long. RefSeq lists its product as uncharacterized. The transcript has 2 exons. Gene Ontology annotation, biological process: spermatogenesis; acrosome reaction. The coding region runs from base 86 to 544 and encodes 152 amino acids. Gene Ontology annotation, molecular function: intraciliary transport particle A binding. Gene Ontology annotation, cellular component: 9+0 non-motile cilium; cytosol. Lineage: Eukaryota; Metazoa; Chordata; Mammalia; Primates; Tarsiidae. The record is from RefSeq and is a predicted model, not a curated record.